AUGCCCCCUCCCCCUGCGGCCGGGCCCCGGCUCCGCCGCCGGCCUCUCCCCACCCUACCCCACCCAGCCCCGAGGGCUGCCCGCUCGGGCCGCCCACAGCCCCCCGGGCACCGCGCCGGCCCCGGCCCGUCUCCCUCCCCUUUCCCGAGCUGUCCACACCCACGCCCACAAGAUGUCCGCUCUGACGGAACUACUGCCAGCUGCCACGCUCCGCCCCUCCCCCCGCCUAUUCACCGCCGCGUAUCCGUCCGCCAACGCCGCCGUCGCGAGCGCGGGGCGAGCCGAGGGGUUCAAGGGGAGCGGUUUGCCUCCCUCGCCCGGGCCGAGUGGACGUGCCGCCCGCUUGCCGUCUCCCUGUCGGAACAGCACCUUCUCGCUAAAGCGAUCGGAGAAGCCAGGGUGCACAGAUUAGUGAGGACUACUGGGACCUACCAACCAGAAACUCAACACACGGGGAGGACAAUGAAGCAGACUUCAAAGAAACCAGUUCCUGUUGCCCUCAUCUAACAAGCUUCAACAGAGAAGUACACUGACACUUUACUGCUAUGCAAUAAAGCACAGCAAACCGGGAAAAAUUGUGGUCAGAGUUCUUAUAUCUAAGAGUAUGUGGGCAGUUCAGUAGAGCUGUUGACCCUGCUCAAAUGUUUCAUAUGUGAAUCCACCCUCACAUACUCGGAAAUUCAUACUCUAGAUGAGACAUUGGAAGUAGUCAGCGUUAAAGAAAAGCAAACAUGGUAUGAGGGAUUUUAAUAGACGCUAUAGUGUCUAGGAAUAUAGGUCAAUUGGUACAAUGUCUGUUUAGCAUGCAUGAAGCCCAAGGUUCAGUUCCUAGCACCUAUAAAAAGGAAUGGUAGCAGCA
Molecule: messenger RNA, 859 nt
Organism: Mus caroli (Ryukyu mouse)
Lineage: Eukaryota; Metazoa; Chordata; Mammalia; Rodentia; Muridae
Source: RefSeq, a predicted model, not a curated record